This is a messenger RNA of Fusarium verticillioides 7600, 1642 nucleotides long. RefSeq lists its product as hypothetical. The record is from RefSeq and is a predicted model, not a curated record. Gene Ontology annotation, molecular function: hydrolase activity, acting on ester bonds. The coding region runs from base 140 to 1450 and encodes 436 amino acids. The transcript has 2 exons. NCBI's taxonomy places the organism in Eukaryota, Fungi, Ascomycota, Sordariomycetes, Hypocreales, Nectriaceae. Gene Ontology annotation, cellular component: cytoplasm.
CACCCUUCUCGAAGGUUUGAUGGUUGUUACACUCUCAAGCCUUUGACGUAGGCACUAUCCCGUUCCCCUGACUAUCCGACCUAAUUCGAGGUACUGUUUCAUACAAAGGCAUCUUUCACGAAUCACUACAUGAUCCACGAUGCUACGAUCACUCGCUCUCACAAGUUUCCUCGCCGGACAAUCGCUACGAGCUGCAGCUCAGCGCGAUCAGGUUGACAACAGCAACCUUGACCCACUGAAGUUCAAGAGCGACGGAACAUUUCAAAUAUCAGUCUUUUCAGAUCUCCAUUUCGCUGAGGAUGCCUCCUCAAUAGGGCCCGAGAAAGAUGCUAGGACCGUCAAGGUCAUGGGUGACGUGAUCGAUGCCGAGCUGCCAGACUUGGUAGUCCUAAAUGGCGACCUUAUCAACGGCGAAUCAACAUUCAUCCACAACAGCACGGUAUACAUCGAUCAAAUCGUCUCCCCGAUGGUAGAUCGCAACAUGACAUGGGCUUCAACGUACGGAAACCAUGAUCAUAAUCGCAACCUCAACGGUACGGCGAUGUUGGAGCGCGAGCAUACAUGGCCUGGAUCUCGAACAGAUUCAAUGGUCCAAGGAAGCUAUGCCGGAACAACAAAUUACUACCUGCCCGUUUACGCAUCGAACUGCAGUUCAAACUGCACACCCGAGCUGAUACUCUGGUUCUUUGAUUCUCGAGGUGGCUUUUACUAUCAAGGCGGUGCUCAGCCUAACUGGGUUGACAAGAGUGUCGUGGAAUGGUUCAACCAAACCAAUGCUGAUUUGCGCGAGGAAUACGGAAAGAACAUUCCUUCUUUGGCCUUUGUUCACAUUCCCGUGUACGCUUCUCUGAUGCUGCAGAACAAUGGCGUCGAUGAGAACUAUCACCCUGGCAUCAAUGACGAAACAGUCAUUCAGCAAGGUGCGGGUUGGUGCGCAGACAAGAAGGGAGGCUGUGAUUACAGCGAUCAAGAUUUGCCUCUGAUGCAAGCUCUCGUCGCGACACCUGGCGUCAUUGGCCUCUUUUCCGGCCACGACCACGCGAACUCAUGGUGCUACAAGUGGGAAGACAAGGUUGGCGACAUGGAGCUUCGUGGCAAUGGCAUCAAUCUCUGCUACGGUCAACAUACCGGCUACGGUGGCUAUGGAGACUGGAUCCGAGGUGGUCGCCAAAUCGUCGUCACACAAGAGGGCCUUGAGAAUCUUGAAGUCGAUUCGCAUAUCCGCCUUGAGUCGGACGAGGUCGUUGGAAGAGUCUCUUUGAACUCGACUUAUAACACUGAUUCAUACGCCGCCACUCCGAACCAGAAGACAUUCCUUAGCAUUGCGAGCUCUGCGACGCCAACACCGUCUACGAGACCUGUUUCUUUAGCAGCGCGCUUUGGAUUACACAAUGCUUUCAACUCAUCUUUGAUUAUUUUCAUAGGAGUUAUUGCAUGGAUUAUGGUGUAGAGAGUAGCGUUCAGAUUUUAUUGCUUUUAGAGUUAAAAUUAUAGACAAUGAUUCCCUCAGCGCCUCUAUCUUGUUCCUGCGCCGUGGUAGUUGUUGCCGGCAUGCAUGACCGUAAUGAAAACUCAAGGAUUUACUUCAAAAAAGAAAGAAAUAAGGAAGUGAUACUAUCAAGACAUGAUUGCAAAAAGAGAG